Molecule: messenger RNA, 1389 nt
Organism: Dictyostelium purpureum
Lineage: Eukaryota; Evosea; Eumycetozoa; Dictyosteliales; Dictyosteliaceae
Exons: 4
Coding region: 1-1389 (462 amino acids)
Source: RefSeq, a predicted model, not a curated record
AUGAACGAUAAAUCAAAUUUUUUAAUUGAGAGAUCCAAAUUUUUAAUUGAAGGUAGUUUAAUUGGCACAAAAUCAGCAAUUGACUUUGAAGCAUAUCAGUCAUUGAUUAUAAUACAAGACGGCGGUAAUUUUAUUAUAAAUAUGAAGGUGCAAUGCAGAGACUCAAAAGUAUCAAUAAAGAAUAGUAGCAGUCUAGAGAUAUCUUCCAAUGGUGGCGAAAUGGUGCUUAGAAAUACAUUCUUAAAUAACAAGUUUGGUAGUGUUUUACAAAAAGGUAACAUUUAUUUAAACUCUGGAAGCUCCAUUAUAAAUUAUAUAAAUUCAACAUUUAAUAUUUUUUCAAAUAUUUAUUCAUCUGGCGAUAAAAAUACAAAUUUUACAAAUAAUGGUUCAGUUUUUAUAUCAAAUUCUGAUCCUAUUAAAGUUGAAUCUCCAUUUAUAAAUUUUGGUAAAUUAAAAACUGAUUUCAAACAAACUCUAUAUCUUACAAGUUAUAAUCAACAGAAUGGUUCAACAUUUAAUCUUCAAGAUGAAUCAGUUUUAGUUAGUAACCAACCUUUACAAAUGGAUGGUGGAAUGCUUUAUGGAAAUGCUACAUUUAAUACAUCAAUAAUGCAUAGUUUUGGCAUGCUGGGGUCUUUUAAUGAUACUUGCUAUAUAUAUAUUAAUGGAGAUUAUACCAUGAGUCAAUAUGGGGUUAUUUAUAUUUUAAUAAACUCUCUUGAAGAUUUUACUCAAAUUUUUAUUAGAGAUACCGCAAUUUUAAAGGGGGAUCUCGAAGUAAAGAUUUCAAAUAAAAUCUCAUCAAAAAAUUUAAAACAAUUAAAUGUUGUAAAUUUUGGAGACCUAGAUAAAUAUUCUAAUGCUUUUAAAAGGGUUAGGUUUAGGACGUUUGACCCAGAGACUGGUUUAGAAAUGGAAGGCAAUAAUUGCGCCCAAAGUAUCUCAACCGAUAGAUCAUUAUCAGUUUUAUUUAGAGAUUGUGAAUCUCCUCUUUCCAACAGUGCAAUCAUUGGUUUUUGUAUUGGCUUGGUUGGUACAGCUGUAAUUGUAGGGGCAGUUUAUAAAUAUCGAAAGAAAAUAACAUCUACUUUUAAUAAUAAUAGGGUAAUUUUAAAAAUUAAAAAACGAAAAACUAGUGAUGAUGAAGAGUUUAAUAACAAUAAUAAUAAUAAUAAUAAUGGUGAGAGUAAUAAUAUGGUUAGCUUGGAUAUAUUAGGCGAUAAUAAUAAUUAUAAUAACGAGAAUAAUAUAAGUGUUAUUAGUGGUGAUGAUAAUAAUAAUAAUAAUAAUAAUAAUAUGGGUGUCGAUUUAAUUAAUAACGAUAAUAAUAAUAACUCCCAAGAAAUAACGCAACCACCUCCUUUAUCGCCAUCUCCGCAUUAUUAA